AACAACCACCACACCACACUGGCCUCCUCCUGGAUAUCAUUUUCACGACUUGUUCGCUCCCUUCAUCCCAUCUUCAGACAUCAUCCGUAGCUAGUGGACACCUGCCUACAUUAUUAGGUGUUGUGCGAUCACCAUCAGUUGGAUGGUGCUUCGCGGGGCUGCAUUGCGCGCAGCAAGAAAACUGAGUCUCAGCAGGUACCUGAUCAGCUUCUGACCAGUACUGUGUCCUCUCUAAUGGGGUAAAUGGUGGCUUCAGCCCUUGCUCAGGAGGGAGUGAGCAGGCUGUCCUCGUGCAUCUCAACCAAGCUCGAUGACAGGGCAUCCAGAGCGCACAUCGCCGCAAGGCUGGAGAUAGCACUUCAUCGCUUGGGGUUUGCUCUUGAGAGGACCGCCAAGAUGCCAAUAACAUAGUCUCGCUGCUCCGCCGCAGGAAGAUGCUCAGGAUCGCCUACAUGGAGGGCUCAGACCUGCUCAGCAAGCACAAGCAGCAGGUGCUAGAAGGCCACAAGGAGGCCAGGCAGCUGGUAACGAGUUCCUCCUACCUUGAACAGAUUAUUGCUAGUGCUGCGGAAUUCUCCAUCUCUUCUCUUGCUGGCCUGAACAAGCAGUGCUUGAGCUCUUCGGUCGUCCAGAUCUUUGAGUGGUACGCAGAUUGUGCUGACAAGUUUGUAGCGGACGUGGAGUCCGGGUGCCCACUCCGGCGCGACACCUUCUUCUGCUACCCAUUUGUCAGGCAACUUCUUCAAGGGAAAUAUCUCAGCUAUGAAAGGGUGAAAGGAAGCCAAAAACUUUGUUUUGAUAUAUGGCCUGUGGUUCUAGAAGGGCGCGGCGUGGAAACAUGGCUAUGGUAUGAGCAUUUCAAUCCCCAUAGCCUCGAUAAAAGUUUCCGCCUAGUCUUAAUAUUACGGCUGUCGGAAAGUACGGACAUAGUUGUGGCUGCUAUAGAUUGCUUGCGGUCAUCCACAUCACUGCUCAACCUUACAGCUCAAGAUGCAAUAAUGGGAGAGCUCACCCAGCUGCCUAAUUUACAGGACAUUUCAGAUUCGUAUGCUCCUCCCAGGUGGGUUGUUGUUGGUUAUGAAGACGAUCUUGCUUUCUUAAGUAAAUUUUUUCGCCCAGAUCCACUAUGUUGCCAACGAAAUGGGCACGAGCCUAGUGAAGAGUUCCUUGUCAUCGGAGCUAUCGCACUUAUUCCAGGAGCAAACUAUUUAUUUCAAUUUCAGUUGUUAUGCCUCAGCACUAGAGUACAGCUUGCCUAGCGCAUCUGAUGAUGAGGCUGCAGGUAGAAACGUCGUCAUGACAGAUCAAUCACCUGUUAAGCUGGAAGUUACCUUCGCACCUCAUUGGUCCAGUUACAACAGUUAUGUAAUCGAGGCCAUAGGAAGCAAACCAGAUGAACAUUUUCCAUUUGGUAGCAUACAACAAGCAGUUGAUAUGACAAGAUCAAGAUCAGUCAACUGUCUCAUCCGUCAGCCAGAGGUGACGGAGUAUCGGAUGUGGUGGCUCUCUGGACAUGGUGCUGCAGGUUUUAAGGUGGAAAAGCCAAGCACCGAAGCGGCAGCUGUGCCUAAUAAUGCCAGCGGCAGCAGCUACAACACCCGGAAUGCUGCAAAGAGAAAGCGGUAGAAGACUUGGGGUCGUGGCUGGGAAAGUCGCGAUGAUGCCUCGACUAGUGGCUAGCAUAUAUAUCGUGUGUUUCUUUUAAUAAAUGUAAUGUAAUGAGCAGAGCUCUG
Molecule: messenger RNA, 1733 nt
Organism: Panicum virgatum (switchgrass)
Lineage: Eukaryota; Viridiplantae; Streptophyta; Magnoliopsida; Poales; Poaceae
Exons: 2
Coding region: 435-1259 (274 amino acids)
Source: RefSeq, a predicted model, not a curated record